Zonotrichia albicollis (white-throated sparrow) is the source of this 394-nucleotide messenger RNA. The record is from RefSeq and is a predicted model, not a curated record. Lineage: Eukaryota; Metazoa; Chordata; Aves; Passeriformes; Passerellidae.
CACCGAGGAGCCGGCCGAGGGCCCCCGGGGUGCCAAGGAGGAGUCCUUCACCACUGCCGUUGUCACCAAGAUGAAGCGAGCCCUGGUGCUGGGGGCCUCUGCCCUGCUGAUCCUGGCGCUGAACCAGAACGCCAUCCGUGAGCUGGACGUGUCCCAGCUGCUGGCCAAGCCCGUCAUCGUCAUCCAGUCCUCGGACAAUGUCACCAGGCUGCUGGGAGCGCUGCUGCGUGGGCUCCGGGUCACGGCAAAGAUCACGUACCAGGCAGUGCUGCUGGAGAACCUGGUAUGUUUGUCUGUCCUCCUCUUCCUCAUUCUGCCAGUGGGAGAGCAGGGCAUGACUGUGCCCAGCCAGACUUCUCCGAUCCAUGGGAAGCAGGAUAUAGUCUUCAUGUAA